Molecule: messenger RNA, 1755 nt
Organism: Alternaria metachromatica
Lineage: Eukaryota; Fungi; Ascomycota; Dothideomycetes; Pleosporales; Pleosporaceae
Exons: 4
Coding region: 1-1755 (584 amino acids)
Biological process (GO): transmembrane transport
Molecular function (GO): transmembrane transporter activity
Source: RefSeq, a predicted model, not a curated record
AUGGUCCGAACUAUGUUUGUGAAUCCCUUCAAGGCCCAUCAUGUCGACGAAUUCCCCGGCGUCCAUGUACCUCUUGAUGACUCGACCCAUCGCGCUUCUGUAGCUUCCACCCACCCACGCGCCUCCCUCGCUGCAACAGAGAAAACGACCAAAGACGACAAACCAGAAGAUGGCCUCACGCGCCCUGACAGUAAUGCAUCUAGUGGUGUUGUUAACCAUGGCUUGACAGUCGCAGCAUUGAAGGCAGAGAUUGAAGCAGAGGUCGCUGCUUCGGACAACGACACGCCAUAUGACCGCAAGUCCAAGGUUAUCAACAAAGCCUUGCAGGAUAUGGGCAUGGGCCGCUACCAAUGGCAGCUUUUUGCUCUUUGCGGUGGCGGUUGGAUGGCCGACAACUUGUGGCUGCAGGGUGUUGCUCUCACACUACCACAACUCAGCGUUGAGUUCGGUGUCAGCGAGACGGAAGUCAGAUACACCACACUAGCGCUCUUCCUCGGUCUCUGCAUUGGCGCUUCCUUCUGGGGAACCGCGUCUGACAUUAUCGGUCGUCGUCUCGCUUUCAACUUUACUCUUUUCCUCGCUGGUGUCUUUGGUCUUGCAUCCGGCGGUGGGCCCAACUGGAUCGGCACAUGCGCACUCUACGCUUGCAUUGGUCUUGGUGUCGGUGGUAACCUCCCUGUUGACGGCGCUUUGUUCCUCGAAUUCCUGCCUCAAACAUCGGGAAACCUCCUCACGCUGCUUUCGAUCUUCUGGCCCGUCGGUAAUCUGGUUGCCUCGCUCCUGGCAUGGGCAUUUAUUCCCAACUUCUCAUGCGCUGACGGUACUCCCGUCGGACAAUGCCGCAUGGAAGACAACAUGGGCUGGCGAUACCUCAUCCUGACUCUCGGCGCCAUCACAUUCUUCAUGUUCAUCUGCCGCUUCUUCCUCUUCCAUCUUUACGAGUCACCCAAGUUCCUUUUGUCUCGCGGUCGCCAGGCCGAGGCUGUCGCCACCGUCUACGGUAUUGCGCACUACAACAAGACGCACACUUGGCUCACCGAGGACAUUCUCAACCAAAUCGGCGGCGACCAGGAAGUCACCGGAGAAGAUGUCAAGCUUAGCGUCUUCGAAAUCGUCAAGCGCUCCCUUAGCCGUUUCUCGAUGAAGCGCUUCAGGACUCUCUUCCAGGACAAGAAGAUUGGUCUUACCACCGCACUACUCUGGUUCCAAUGGUCGACUAUCGGUAUGGCCUACCCGCUAUUCAACGCUUUCCUCCCGCAGUACCUCAAGAACUCGGGUGGCGGCGUCGAGAACGACAUCAGCAUCGUCUACCGCAACUACGCCAUCACUGCCAUCGUCGGAGUCCCCGGAUCCAUCCUCGCCUGCUACACCGUCGACCUCAAAUACGUUGGCCGCAAGGGCACAAUGGCCAUCGCCACCGUCAUCACCGGUGUCUUCGUCUUCCUCUUCACCAUCUCUUCCGACUCCGACUUCCAGCUUGCCUUUACAUGUCUCGAGGCUUUCUUCCAGAACAUCAUGUACGGUGUCUUGUACGCCUACACACCUGAGGUGUUCCCUGCCCCAAUCCGUGGCACGGGUACUGGAAUGAGCAGUUUCUUGAACCGCGUUGCUGGUCUUUGCGCGCCUAUUGUUGCUAUCCAGGCGGGUGGAAGUAACCCCAAGGCGCCGAUCUACGCCAGUGGUGGAUUGUUCAUUGCGGCGUUCUUCAGUAUGUUGGUGCUGCCUAUUGAGACGAGAGGCAAGCAGACUUUGUAG